CCUGAGCACUGGGAUUAAAGGCAUGCACCACCAUCUCCCAGCAAAAAUGAAAUUUUUAGAAGAUUAAAAUGGAGUAAAGAAUAUUGAAGUUAGGCAGAGAAAGUGUGAUAUACAUUUAGACCGAAACCCUGAUGUAUGCAAAGCAAAGGAAUAGACUAUAUGGCAGAACUAUUCAUGGGCUACAUGACUCAGUGGUUAAGAGCACUUGCUGCUCUUGUUGGGGACCCAGGUUCUGCUCCCAGCACCCAUGUCUGGCAGCUCACAACUGCCUGUAAUUCCAACCUCGUGAUCCAAUGCCGCCUUCUGGCCUCUCCAUUACCUUAUACACUUGUGGUAUGCAUUUACACAGACACACGCACACACAGAUACAGAUCCGUCCUGAAAACUAAUUCCAGAGAAAAGCCCUGAAAUUGAGCUCUGUUGAGAGAACAAGUCACAAACAUCGAGAGCAGCCAUAAAGAGCUGAGGGCCAGGGUGUGGCUCAGUGAUAGUGCACUCGUUUCCCAUGCCCAGGGGUGUUUGAUGCCACCUGUUGAAAAUCAAAAUCCAACUUCCGGGCAGAAGGAAUGAGGAGCUUAUAAGGAAAAGUAAAGGCAACGGGUAGACAUCAACAUUUCAGCCCAAGAAAAGCAUCACUGACAGUCAGUCCUCAGGGUGAGAAGGGUGAGCCAAGGAUUUGAAGGGUACCAACAGAACAAGAGCCCAGUUAAGCCCCUCACCUGUGUGCCUUUCCCGGAAAUGUAAUGGUGACUGAGCUUUGGACAACCCCAGUGACCAGAGAGAGGCAGGCAAAGGUGGCAGUGAGCGGGGGCUGGCUUCAAGCACAGGACCAGACACCUGCCUAUGGGGACACUGAAAAUGGAAAGGGACUCGUUAGGGCAUUUAGUGUGCCUGUGCCCAGAAGGCAGCCUGCGUCAAACCAGUAAGUGAUUCCUGUUGUGAUUCGAUCGUCACCCACAGUGGUGAUGGGAGCUGUGUCAAGUGGGAGGUACUAAAUAGUUUCAAUAAAAACUUUCAGCUGCUGAGAGUACUUAUGGCAAUUGCCACUGUGGAUUCAUGAGUUUUUAUUUGAAAACAAAACCCAGAACAGGCACUAACUGAUUUUGCUCCCGAGUACUGCUUUUGGAAAGCUGUCGGUGGUGGGUCUGGGGUAAGCGGCAUACAAAACAAACGGGAUGCUGCUGAGGGCACUGGACCCAGGGAGGACGACAAGCAUGGAGGAGGCUCACACCAGAGAUGGGCAGUUUUAACCUGGUGAAUUUAAACCAACGCUUGUUUUUGCUGUGGUACUGGGAUCCAGCCUAGAGUCUUGGACAGUAUAGAUCAGGGCCCUGCCACAGAGCUGCAUUGCCAGCCUCCUUUCUGCUUCUUAUUCUGAAACAAGAUCUUGCUAAGUUGCCCAGAUUGGCCUUGAACUCAUAGCCCAGGCAGGCCUCAGCCUCCCAGGUAGCUGACACUGCAUACCUGUGCCACCAGGACAGGGAAGGGAGAGACUCAUUUGGUCACUUUGGCGAAGACUAACUAGAGAACCAACCUACGCUUGAAAACUGGGCAGAUGUCCUGCCUACAACCUCCUGAAGUGAACUGAGUACCAAGAGCUUGACUCUGAUGUGGUGUCUUGAAAUCAUUACAGCUGCUGUCCCACAAACAGAAUAGCUGCCCCUUCCAUGAUCUGAGCAUUGUCCCAGGGCAAUACAAGAAGCCUUUCUUCUGGGAGAGGACAAGACAGCAUCGCGAGCCUCUUUGAGGAGGCUGGGCUACAAAGGGGUGGGCUGUCAGCCCACUAGUCCAGAGGUGGCAUCAGUGUACUGAGUAGCCAGCAGGGCCAUAUGGGCCUGCUUUCUAAGAGUUUCAAAUGUCAUGUGUGUGAGAGUUGUGCCUACAUGCAUGUCUGUAUACCACAUGCUUGCCUGGUACCUGUGGAGGUCAAGAGGGUGUCAGAGCCCCGGGACCUGGAGUUUCAGAUGGUUUUGAGGCACCAUGUGGGUGCUGGGAAUCGAACUUGAGUUCUCUGCAAGGACCACAAGUGCCCUUAACAGCUGAGCCAGUUCUGUUUUUCCUGAGACAGUGCAACCGGGAGAAGCUGACUCUUCAGUCCCCUGCUAAAUGUCCACAGUCCCACUUCCAAACGCCUCUGCCCUUCAGAACCGAGUGUCCCUGUUGAGCCCAGGCAUCAGCUAAAAACGGAACUCCACCUUCUGAUCACUUAACAGUUUGCUUAUUUACAGAACAGGCACACUUAACUCAAUAACCAGACAACUUAGGAAAAGUCAGAGUCUAAGGAAAGAACAUGCCUGAAUUCUCCUCGCCCCUUAUGGCCUUAGCCACUGAUGGCCCUGAGGGGUGGUGGAUGUAUCUUCCACCCCUGCAGGUCUCUGUCCUGAGCUCCCACACUUACUGCUGUCUUCAACAUUCAGACUUCAUGUCAUGACUGCAAAUACUGUUCAAAGAUGCACAUACACACAGUACCCUGGCACUCAGAAUCAUUAAACUUGGUGUUGUAUUUUGUGUGUGCAUGGGAGAGUGUUGGCACAAGCAUGCCACCACGCACAUGUCGAGGCCAAGGAAAACCUGAGGGAGUUGGGGUUCUCCUUCCAUCAUGUGGGUAUUACGGUUGAAUUCAGAUCGUCGGGUUUAGGGCAAGCACAUUGGCUUGCUGAGCCAUCUCCCAGACCCUAUUAUGGCACUUGAAUACAUAUGUGUCACUAUUUUGUUUUUACUUACUUCCUCCACCAUCCAGGUACUGGGCCCCUUCCCCCUCUUAAAUAGUCCCUCCUGCUUCUCUCAUAUAUCUCAUUAUUCUUUCAUUGCCUGUCCUUUUAGACCUCUUCCUCCCCGUCUUUCUGCCUUCAUUUUUCGCAUGCAUUUGCGAGCGUGUGUGUGUGUGUGUGUGUGUGUGUGUGUGUGUGUGCGCGCGCGUGCGCGCGUUCGUGCAUACGUGCGUGUAUAUACAUGUGUCUGCCCACUCUGUGUGCCCAUCCACAAGUAUGCACAGGCCAGUGGCAGAUGUAGUGUAUUGAUCUUCACAUAGACACUGAAGCUGCAUGUGUUGGCUAGGUUGCCUUGCCUGGAAACUCCUGGAAUCCAUUUGUCUCUACCCACCAGCCAGAAUUGGAGAGUCAGGUCUCCAUCCCUGGCUUUUGUAUGGGCUCUGGGGAUUUGAACUUGGGACCUCUUGCUUCCACAGCAAGUACUUUUACCCAAUUGAUGCAUGGACUGUUGUUUAGUACUUGGAACUAGGAACAUUUCGGAAAGUAGUGUUGCUGGGGCACAGAGCCCAACCCCUGCCCCCAAGGUUCUUGUUCUUGAUCGAAGGGGACUUGGACAGACAGUUUGAUUAUGUUAGAGGGAGAGAGACUUAUUGUAUAUGGGGUGUGGGUAUUCACAUGGGUCCGUGGAAUCAAGAGACGGGUACCUCAAGGAUGAUUCUAGCCUUUCCCAGCUGCAGGGAGGUCAUUUCUCUGAACUGAACCACUCUUGCUUGGCAAAGGGCCCUUUUAUCCUCCAGUUUACACCUUUGAGCAAGUUAAUCUUUGUACCCCAACACCUCUCAUCUAAGCUUCCCCAAGGGACAAUGCCACCUGCCAUGUUCUGGGUUCUUCUUCAGCCCAAUUUGCUGCAUAGGCUUUGCACUUCAGAUUCACAUAGAGGGUACCGGGAAACAAAAGGCUGGGUGCUAACACUGGAGUCAAAUUCUUCCUACAGAUACUGCUGUGAGCAUAAGGGUCCAGGUAUGGGAGAAAGGAAAGAAGAGAGAGAGAAAGCCAUACUUUGAAUAGAGCGUGGGAGACGGGAGGAAGGCUAGGGCCCAAGGCCUUGCUUCCUGGAGUUGUUGAGGGUGCACAGUUCUCCCAGGGUGCCGUGGGCAUUAGGUGAAAGAGCCGCUCUUGAUCCUUUGGGAUCAACCAAGGAGGAAGUACAUACUCUUUGCAAUAUUUGUUUUAACCUUUUGGUCAGCUAAGAGUUGCUGUGUGUGGCCUGGAACUCAGGGUGUCUAGGAAGGCUCCAUUUGUCUCAGCUUUGGGCCCUGACAACAGCUGUGUUUUCUCUCACCUGUCCCCGCUUUACCUGUGGGGCCAUUGCUUCAGCCUCACCCCGUCAGCCUCCAUAGGCUGUGAUCUUUAUCCUCCGCUGAGUUUAUUUUUCAUUUAGCCCCUGAGGGCCAGCGCCUGACUGUGAGCUCUGGGCUGCUUGGAGAGUUCUAGUCUAAACCUUUGAAAUAGGCCUCCUUUCAAAUUUUACACACAUGCACACACACACCCAUACCCAUGUGGAGGUCUGCAGGGAGCAUCUUAUGAUGGGGCUCCUGAACCCCUGUGGGCGGGCCUUCAUAAGGGCCGUUAUGGACCACUCACCAUUUGUCUCAGGAAGCCAACCGUGAUAGUCAUGUGUCCUGGGCAAAGGACCCCUCCCUCCCUCCCUCCCUAGCUUCCCGUUGCAUUGCAGGUUGCCUUGUAGCCACCAGAUGUGGGGUUGCCAGGCCUCGGGUGUCCCUCCAGCCCAGUGGGCCACUGUUCCUCAUUUGCCCGCAUUGCCUCAGAGGCCGCGUGUGAGCACUGGGAGCUGGUGAUGGGAAGAGAGCUUCCAGUGGACCGUGAGACCCGGCUUUGAAAGGAGACUUCAGGGCGCCACCUGAGUUGGUUGGCAGGCUGGACCUGUGGACAUCCUCAUCAUGGAUGACGACGACGUCCCCAGCUGGCCCCCGACCAAGCUGUCCCCACCCCAGUCCGCGCCUCCACCUGGGCCCCCUCCCCGGCCGCGGCCGCCUGCACCCUACAUCUGCAACGAGUGCGGCAAGAGCUUCAGCCACUGGUCAAAGCUGACGCGGCAUCAGCGCACGCACACAGGCGAGCGGCCCAACGCUUGCAGCGACUGCGGCAAGACCUUCUCGCAGAGCUCGCACCUGGUGCAGCAUCGGCGCAUCCACACGGGCGAGAAGCCAUACGCCUGCUCCGAGUGCGGCAAGCGCUUCAGCUGGAGCUCCAACCUCAUGCAGCACCAGCGCAUCCACACGGGCGAGAAGCCCUACACCUGCCCCGACUGCGGCCGCAGCUUCACACAGAGCAAGAGCCUAGCCAAACACCGGCGCUCGCACAGUGGCCUCAAGCCCUUCGUGUGCCCGCGCUGUGGCCGCGGCUUCAGCCAGCCCAAGAGCCUGGCGCGCCACCUGCGGCUGCACCCAGAGCUGUCAGGGCCGGGUGUGGCGGCCAAGGUGCUAGCGGCCAGCGUGCGGCGUGCCAAGGCGCCCGAGGAGGCGGCGGCGGUGGACGGCGAGAUCGCCAUCCCCAUGGGUGAUGGCGAGGGCAUCAUUGUGGUGGGCGCACCGGGGGACGGUGCCGCAGCAGCCGCAGCCCUGGCGGGGACAGGGCAGCGGGCAGCGGGGCCACGGUCUCGGAGGGCGCCGGCGCCCAAGCCGUACGUGUGCAUGGAGUGCGGGAAGGGCUUUGGGCACGGGGCCGGGCUGCUGGCCCACCAGUGCGCGCAGCACGGGGACGGGCUGGGGGCAGUGGGUGGUGAAGAGCCCGCACACAUCUGCGUGGAGUGUGGCGAGGGCUUCGUGCAGGGCGCUGCGCUGCGGAGACACAAGAAGAUCCACGUGGUUGGGGCGCCGUCGGUCUGCAGCAGCUGCGGACAGAGUUUCUAUCGGGCAGGCGGGGAGGACGACGGCGAGGACCAGUCGGCGGGUGUGCGGUGUGCCGAGUGUCGCGGUGGGGAGGCCCGGUAGGGACGGGGGUGCCCGAGGGGUGGGCAGGGCCCCUCGGGCUCAGUGGGGACUAUCAGCGAGCAAGACCACGAGGCCCAGGGAGAACCGGACCGAGAGGAGCAGCGGCCUCCCUCCUUCCUCGGCCCACGCUGUCCUGGGUGUGAGGGGGACCCUCGGCCAGCGGGACAGGUUCUCAGGACUGCCCACAGCCUCUCUGCUGACCCGCACCGGCCCUGUGUAGGUUCCCAGCCUGGGAGCCAGAGACAGUGUGUGAGAGAACUGUGUAGAUCAAUCGGCACAAGACCCUCAAUGGAGAGGACAUCCCCCACCGCAGGUGUGGGCCAUGGUGUCCUAAGGAAUGGAGGGAAUCCUGGCCUUGUGCACCAAGAGGGUCUUCCUUCCCUUCUAGAAUUUUCUUUUAAUCAUACCUUUUUGACCUCUCCCGUUCAUUAAUUUUUCUGCCCCGUGGGUCCUUGUCGAUUUCCUAGCCCAAGUCGUCCCUCUCCCUCCUGGAUUUGCAGUAGCAGAGGAGUGAAGAAGUAGCAGCCUGCUCCCAGCACGGUCAUUGAGAGGACGGACGGACGGACGGACGGGGUCCUGUGUGCUCCCUGUCCUGGCGGUGGAAGAGGGGAUGUGGGAGCAAUAAAUGGCACUAUUCAAUUGUC
This is a messenger RNA of Peromyscus maniculatus bairdii (prairie deer mouse), 6369 nucleotides long. NCBI's taxonomy places the organism in Eukaryota, Metazoa, Chordata, Mammalia, Rodentia, Cricetidae. The record is from RefSeq and is a predicted model, not a curated record.